Molecule: messenger RNA, 1848 nt
Organism: Lepisosteus oculatus (spotted gar)
Lineage: Eukaryota; Metazoa; Chordata; Actinopteri; Semionotiformes; Lepisosteidae
Product: THAP domain-containing protein 2
Molecular function (GO): sequence-specific DNA binding
Source: RefSeq, a predicted model, not a curated record
GGCACCCUAGCUAAAUGACGUCACUAAAAAUAGCUGUUGCAGGCAUAGUCGCCAUUUUGGCUCAAAUCUAAGUUAAGGUUUUUUUAAUGCUUUGCUACCGUUAACCUUUUUCAUUUGCACGGUAUUUUGGGUCAUUUGUGUCCCAGUCUCACCUCUGAUAUCAAGAAGUUUCAGGACAGUUUGGUUAAUUUUCUAUUUCCUGCAACUUAUCCCGUAAACCAGAGUUGGGAGCUUCACUUAACUUCUGUACAGGUAAAAAAAUGGGAGGAUGCUCGGCUCCAAACUGCUCCAACUCUACAACGAUUGGGAAGCAGCUUUUCCGUUUUCCAAAAGAUCCAGAGCGAAUGAGGAAGUGGGUCAUCAAUUGUCGACGUGAUUUUGUACCGACUCCGUGCUCUAGGCUGUGUCAGGAUCACUUUGAGGAGAGCCAGUUUGAAGAGAUAGCCAGAUCACCCGCAGGAGGAAGGAAACUCAAGCCCAACGCCAUCCCCACUCUCUUUGACGUGCCCGACCCCCCCUCGCCUAUCUCUGCAGCUCUGCCACCCCUGAAAGCAGAACCCGCAGAGAAGGAGCAGACCCUGGUGGACCACGGCUACGCCCGGCGGCAGCCCAGAGGCGGCGAGGCGGACGAGGCCGAGGCCGGCGGCCAGCGGAACGAGGAGGAGAUCGCCUGCAGGCUGUGCCAGCAGUACAAGGCGCAGCUGGAGCAGCAGCAGCAGCACACGGCGCGGCUGCAGAGAGAGGCUGAAGAAAUGAAGAAAAAACUGAAUAAGCUCAACAAAAUAGAGAAGGGUCUGCAGAUGUUCCUGUUCGACGAUCAGAUCCGGGCCCUGACGCUGGCCAAGCGCUCCCGCAGGGCGGUGUGGUCUCAGGAGACGGUGCUGACCGCCAGGAGGAUCCGAGGCGCCGUGGGGGUGAAGGGCUACGAAUUCCUGCGAGAACUGGGGUACCCCCUCCCAUCCUACAGGACUCUGUGUAACCGAGUAGAGCCCAAGAUGAUGGGGCCGCCAGCGAUGGAGGAGGAAGUGGCCGCCAUCGGGCUCUGAGAGGUCGCCUGUGUUUUCUCAUGCGGCUCUGGACUUUUGAGCUGGACUGGCCCCUUCGUAAGGAGCACAGAGAGAGGGCAAAAAAAAAAAAACCUCUUCACAUUGAACACGUUCCUGCAAUUGUCUGUGAAGAGCGCCGGUUUAAAGAUGUUCCAUGCAGGUCAUUACUUCUUGACAGAAAGAUGCUACGCUUAUAAAGCUUAUUAAUAGGAUACUACUGAAAUCCAGAGGGGGUUUUGUCCUGCUAAAAUGAUUGUUAUAUCAUUUUGUUUAGGCUGUUUCGGUGUGUGGUUUAUCUUCAACCAUACUUAAUUGAAAAUUAAAGAAACACUUUUUUAUGUUUGAAAAUAGGUUCUUCCUAGGGCAAUUAUAAACUCCAUUGAACUGACUUUUAAAUAACCGUAUCCUUGGCUGUUAUUGGCCAUUCUCAAUCAUCAGUCGUGGCCUUUUAACUUAUUUUUAUAUGUGUUUAUUGUGGAGUUCAAGUAACCUUCAUGACCUUUCUUUAAGUAAUGCUUCAGUUUCUAUUCAUAGGAGGGCUUAUGAUCAAAGAACGAUCGCAUAGAGAAACAGUUAGGCUAUUAAUGAUUCAUAUGAGCUUGAUUUUGAUCUGAGAGUCAUGACUUGUCACUACAAAUUGUAUGCCAAGGACAGUGACUUUACCUGUACAGCGUGAACUGUUGCAGUUCUAUUUUUUUGUGAAUGAAGUACUGAGUGUUACUGUGGAUGAGUGGGGAAUUUAAACCUUAAUUUGGAUAAGGUAUAACUGUAGGAUUUCCCAUUGAUGUGUAAGCAUGCCAUU